Molecule: messenger RNA, 462 nt
Organism: Lathyrus oleraceus (garden pea)
Lineage: Eukaryota; Viridiplantae; Streptophyta; Magnoliopsida; Fabales; Fabaceae
Exons: 1
Coding region: 1-462 (153 amino acids)
Source: RefSeq, a predicted model, not a curated record
AUGAACCUCCAAUAUUCUGAGUUAGAGAACCAGCCUAAUUCUGAGAUGGAUGAAUUGAAUAAGGUUAUCAAGACUCUAGAAAGAGAGAAUGUCGAUCUCAAAUCUAAGCUUGCUAAGAUUUCAUUGGAGAAAGAAACCUUGAAAUUCAAUCUGAACCAGAAGAGGGACCGAGUUCGCCAAGCUGAUGAUGAGGUACAGACUGAGGUUUUCAAAAGACUUAAGGUGGGUGACACCCUCAAAGGGACUUAUGCCAGUCUGACGACCAAAAAGAAGCAGUUAGCCGAAGCCCAGUACCGAGCUGGUAAAGCAGAAUUAGAACACAUGGAGCAAAUGAAGAAACUUCAAAGCUUGCUAGAAGCUUGUAAGAAGGAAUUGAAGGAUGAAAGAAGCCGCAACAAACAGAUAGAAGUCACCCUUCGCCAGAACCAGUACGAGCUGGAUCAGAAGCUGGAAGAAAUCUAA